GGUGCCGGUGCCGGCCUCCACCAUCCAAGACGCCGUGAUUCAAGGCAGAAAUAAAUUUUGUUUUCUCCGGGUCCGGCGACGGCGACCAUGGCGUCAGAAAGCGAAGGACGAAGAUUGGCGGAUUUGCGGGUUGUAGACUUGAAAAACGAGCUGGAAAAAAGAAAUUUGGACACCAAAGGAGUCAAAAAUACCUUGAGUGACCGUCUACGCAAGGUACUCAUUGAAGAAGGGCAUGAUCCUGAGGAUUACAUAUUUGAUAUUGGGGGAUCAGAUAGGAAAUCUGCUAAACGUUUGAGUGGCUCUAAAGACGAAGAAAUGGACACAAGCAUUGCCGAAGAUUCAAAUCAGGAGCCAGAAGAGGAAUCAAAGAAUGGUGAAGUAGAACAGGAUGUAGCACCUGUUAAAAGUCAAAGCCCGGAAGUUACCUCAGACUCUAAUUGUAAUAAUGAUACCAAAAGUGAUGAAUCAAAAGCUGACUCUACUGUAUCAAAUGACCAGGCCAAAGAUCCUAAGCCUGAAAUUAAGACUGAGGUUGUAGAAGAGGAUUCAGAGCCUGGAAUGCCUCAGGAAGAUGGUGAUAAGGCACAACCGGAGUCCAAUGGCCUGGACAAUGAAGACUCUAUCAAUCUCACUAUUGGUGAAGAUGAAGAAAAACUUUUGACUGAAGAGGAAGAAAACAGCAUUCAAGAUAAAGAUUCUAAAGAUGAGAGCAGCAAGAGAGGAGAUCUGAAGAAGAAAGACGGUGGCAGCAAGGUGGACAACAAGGACAAGAACCAAGAUCGCAAGGAAGAAAGCAAGAGCAGUGGAUCAAGUGAUCUCAAGUCUCCCAAAGAAGACAAAGACAAGUCCAAGAAGUCCAGUAGCAGUAGCAGCAGUGGAAGUAGCAGCAGUAGCCGGAACUUAUGGGUCAGUGGUCUAUCUUCUUCUACAAGAGCUACUGAUCUCAAACAAGUCUUCUCUAAGUAUGGCAAGGUUGUUGGGGCCAAAGUGGUCACCAAUGCUAGAACCCCUGGUGCUCGGUGUUAUGGUUAUGUUACAAUGGGUUCGAGUGAGGAUGCUUCCAAAUGUAUUCAGCACCUUCACCGCACAGAACUCCAUGGGCGUCUAAUUUCAGUUGAAAGGGCUAAAAGUGACUCUACGGGACCCCCUAAACGAAGUGAUCUCAAGUCAAGCAGCAGCAGCACGGAGAAGAAAUCUGAUGACAAGAAAAGAGAGCGCACCGCAAGCUCCUCAGCUGAUGACAAAAAGGAAGAGCCAAGGAAAGACUUGAAGAAGGAAGGGGAUGUAAAGGAAGGUGACGAGAAAAAAACUGAGGGAGAAGCAGCCGAAGCCACUGACAAAGUGAAAGAUGAAAAGGAUAUCAAAGAAGAGGGUUCAGACAAGAAUCGCCAAAACCGUAGUAGGGAUGCCUCUCGCGAGCGAGACCGUGACAAAGAAAGAAGAGAACGUGAGAGAAAGGACAGGGAUCGGAGGCGCAGUGAAGGCAGCAGCCACUCCAGACCACGAUCCUCUCCCACAGGGCCAUCAGGGCGUAAGGCGGAUGUCCUGACCUUCACUCACAUUAGGGAAGAACGUGAGCGCCACCGUCUCCGAGAAAAGGAACGAGAGCUUCGUGAAGAGGAAAGAAGGCGUCGGGAGGAGUCUCUUCGGCAGAGGGAAAUUGAGCGUAAACAGCGAGAUGAGGCAGUUCGUCUGGAAAGGGAAAGGGAGAAACUUCGGCGCGAACGUGAAGCUAUUGAGCGAGAAAGGGCCGAAUUAUUGAGGUUGGAAAGAGACAGACAACGUUUGGAGAGAGAGAGACUGGAGAGGGAAAAGGAAGAGUUGAAACUCCAACAGUUGAGAUUUGAAGAAGCCAGAAGGGUUUUAAAGCGCCCGACAGAAGAUAGGAGUCGUGAUUAUCCAGAUGAUCGUAAGAGGCUGGCAACUGAAAGAGACCGCUAUGAAAGCUCUCGUUUCAAUGACUCAAGAGUUCAGUAUGAAAGCAAAGUAAGGGAGACCGACAAGGCUAGGAAGAUCACUGACUCCGCCAAUAAGCACGAUUCAAGAUCAUCAGAUUUCAAGAAAGACUUCAGUCGCAGCACUGCCAGUACCAGUUUAACUCGUCGCACCCAUGAAGAUUCUCGUACCUUGUCUCGUCCAACCCGUGAUGUUCCUCCCCCUAGAGCUGAGAUGUCUUCAGCUAGGCGGCCCUCUCCCUCCAGACCUAAGGACAGUCGAUAUGAAAGGAAUUCAAGCAGCUCCUUCCGGAGAGAUGAUCGAAGGCCAGAACAGGACAGCCGGUCAAAAAUGGACGUUCGUGAUCCCCAUCCCCGCGACCGCUACUCGGACAGGUCCAAAGGAGAUUCUGUCAGAGAUGGGGGACGUUACACUGACAGAGCGGGAGACAGUUGGCAUUCCAGCAGUAGCAGUGGGCCCACUGCAUCUAAGCCUUUCAACAGUAUGAGUGUGGGCUUAGGUGUGCGUGAUUUGAGUAGUGGAGUUUGGGAGAGAAAGGAGACAACAGGAUGGAGUCGGCCAUUAGAUUCUGGCUCUUCUGAUCGGUGGGUUGGAAGUAGCAGUGCAUUAGGGGUUGGAAGUCGUCCAAUGACUAGUGGCCCUCUGUAUGGAAGUGCCCAAAGUGUUACACCUGCAGCUCUGACUGCUUUACAACUGGGUAUCGCCAACAGCAAUAGCUACUCUAGUGACCGAUUUGAUGCUUACAAAGCCCCUCUUGGUUCAAUGAGAAAAUACACUUGAUUGUUGUCAGAUUUGAUAUGUUAACUUUGUUCUUGUGUGAGCAAUAUGUUUUGUGACCUAGGUUUUAUUCAUUGUGUUAAAAAAUUAAUUUUCAUCCUUACUUAUGAAAGGACUCAGAAGAUUUUUUGUUCUUUUUUUUUUUUCAAGUGUUGCUGUGAGUGUUUUGUAGCUUUUGCAUUACUGACAGUAAAACCCAAUAAAAAUCCCAAAAUGUUUCAUUUGACACAGGUAGUUUUAAUCCGAAUGAACAAAUGCCAUUGUUGACUUCAUAUCUAACUACUGAUUGAGCCUGGAGGUCCUCUCUUUUCUUGUAUUUGCCUAAGUUACUUGUUUGCUACUGAGUAUUGUUUUCUGUUCACUUCAUAAGCACGUUCCUCUCAGUUUGUGUUUUAUUGUUAGUUUCAAUUUCCUGUUCAUUUUCACCUUGUUUGGAUUUGUUGGUAUAUGUGAUGUACCCUUUAUUUCUGGUUUUUAACAUCCUUUUUUUGUUAUAUUGCCUAGAACUGAUGUGGUGUGGUGAUGUCAAAGAUACACUUGUGCAUGUAUAAUGAAUCGAUUGGAAUUGUUAAUAAGUGCAUCCAGUUCAUCAAUGUCUGGUGUAAGUUUUUUUUUUUUUUAUUGUCCGUGUUAUGUUGUCUGGUAAUUAUUACCACCUUAAUUCAAGUGUGUAAUAAUAUGUUUACAGCUGAUUCUCAUGAAAACUGAAUUAGGUGUUUGGAACACCUCUAACCUAUAUGACUCAUUCCAAAAUACCUAUUUUAAACUUUGUAUCCUUAAAUAAAAAAUAAAGCAGUUUAAUCUUGGAUGCCUA
Thrips palmi is the source of this 3547-nucleotide messenger RNA. RefSeq names its product SAFB-like transcription modulator. The record is from RefSeq and is a predicted model, not a curated record. The transcript has 19 exons. Gene Ontology annotation, molecular function: sequence-specific DNA binding; RNA binding. Gene Ontology annotation, cellular component: nucleus. Gene Ontology annotation, biological process: regulation of transcription by RNA polymerase II; regulation of mRNA processing. Lineage: Eukaryota; Metazoa; Arthropoda; Insecta; Thysanoptera; Thripidae. The coding region runs from base 88 to 2736 and encodes 882 amino acids.